UUGUCAAGCGCUGAACAGCGCGUGGGCGUUGAACUCCUCAACAUUCGUCUUUUUCUCUUUAUUUUCUUUUGUUUUGUAUUCUUCGUCUAAAUCCACGAGAGGCAUCGAUGAUCUUCGGACAACUUGGUUGGUAAAGCAGAAUGUCGAAUCCAGCCGAGUUUAGGGUCAAUGGGUCAUGCUGAAAAUGUUUUUCGGUUAAAGUUGGUGGCUCUGGAACGUGAGGAACACGUUUAAGGGAGAGAGAGGGGCUCCAACAACAAGGCCAGAGCUUUGAAGCUCAUGACCUGCUCGUGUUAGGAAAAAGAUUUCUCUUUUAGGCGUUAAGAAGAACUGAAGCAUUGAUCAUGCGGAAACCCAACAUGGGAAUCGUGGAAAGAUGGUCUGUGUUUUGUGUGUUUCCAUGUGUGUCCUCUGCCAAUUGUUCUUCUCUUUUAACAGGCGUGCUUCUUGCCAAUUGAAUCCGUUUGAUUCUUUCCCUAUUUAUUGAUCCAUUGAAAUCCUAAGAGUGUGCCCCAUACGAGCUUCCUCUUUGCUCUUCUCUGUUUCUGAGAUGGUGCAAGAGGAAGAACCCAUGUUGGGAACAAGUCCCAAUCUGGAAAUUGAGACUGGAGUAGUCCCUGAAAAAAUUGAUGUUCAUGCCAUGCCGUUGAAGUUAUCUUGCAAAUCUCUUUGUGCUUUCUCCAAACAAGAAAUUAGUACUUUGGAGUCAGAACAACGAUCAAAGUCGGCAAUAAAACUAUGUGGACUAAUAAUUUUCUAUUCCCUAGUCAUGGGAGUAGAGAUUGUUGGUGGUUUUAAAGCGAACAGCCUUGCAGUUAUCACAGAUGCAGCCCACUUACUCUCUGAUGUUGCUGGUUUCUCUAUCUCUCUCUUCACGGUAUGGGCUUCUGGUUGGGAGGCAACGUCUCGCCAGUCUUUUGGAUACAAUCGUCUUGAGGUUUUGGGCGCCCUUCUAUCCGUGCAGCUCAUAUGGCUAAUCUCUGGAAUCUUAAUUUACGAAGCCAUCGACAGAAUUUUUCACAAACGCGCAAAGGUGGAUGGGAAACUCAUGUUUGUGGUUGCAGCAUUCGGAUUUAUUGUUAACUGUCUGAUGGUUGCAUGGCUUGGUCACAAUCAUGACCACCACCACCAUCACCAACACCACAAGCAUCAUGCCUGUGGACAUGUGGAUCAUGAUCAUGAAAGAGAGGAGGUAUCUGCAACAACUGAAGAGAAGACUAGUUUGGUGUCAUAUUCUCCCGAAAAGGCGAAAUUUUUUAACAUAAAUCUUCAAGGGGCUUACCUUCAUGUCAUGACUGAUUUGAUUCAGUCUGUAGGGGUGAUGAUUGCUGGAGCCAUCAUAUGGGCAAAACCAAAAUGGUUAGUGGUUGAUCUGAUCUGCACUCUUAUAUUUGCUGUUCUUGCUUUAAGCACUACUCUGCCCAUGCUUAGAGAUAUAUAUGGCAUAUUGAUGGAGAAGACUCCAAGUGAGAUUGAUAUUCAAGAGCUGGAAAAUAGCCUCAGGUGUAUAAAAGGAGUUCAGGAGAUUCAUGACCUACAUGUUUGGGCCUUAACUGUAGGGAAAAUUGUAUUAUCUUGCCAUGUUACAGCUGAACCUCUAGUCUGCUCUAGUGAUUUAAUUUGCAAGAUCAAAGAUUUCUGUGAAAAAACAUAUGGAAUACAUCAUGUAACUGUACAAAUUGAGUAGAAUAUUCAUAGUGCUGCUUAAUCA
This is a messenger RNA of Corylus avellana, 1711 nucleotides long. It is a transcript of the gene MTPB1, whose product is annotated as metal tolerance protein B1. Gene Ontology annotation, biological process: zinc ion transmembrane transport. Lineage: Eukaryota; Viridiplantae; Streptophyta; Magnoliopsida; Fagales; Betulaceae. Gene Ontology annotation, molecular function: zinc ion transmembrane transporter activity. Gene Ontology annotation, cellular component: vacuole; plasma membrane. The record is from RefSeq and is a predicted model, not a curated record.